Phymastichus coffea is the source of this 1453-nucleotide messenger RNA. It is a transcript of the gene CaMKI, whose product is annotated as calcium/calmodulin-dependent protein kinase type 1-like. The record is from RefSeq and is a predicted model, not a curated record. The coding region runs from base 131 to 1306 and encodes 391 amino acids. Gene Ontology annotation, biological process: protein phosphorylation. Gene Ontology annotation, molecular function: ATP binding; calmodulin binding; calcium/calmodulin-dependent protein kinase activity. Lineage: Eukaryota; Metazoa; Arthropoda; Insecta; Hymenoptera; Eulophidae. The transcript is spliced from 9 exons.
UGCGCGCGUAGCUACGUCCUCGUCGUUUAUUAUUUUUUUUUUCGUUCCGCGCGCGACCGAAUCGAAUAAUCGAGCGCGAGAAGAAGGAAAAGAGCACGAAGAGAACGAUCCCGUGACCAACAAAAAGGAAAUGCCUCUGUUCAGGCGCGACCCGGCUAAACGGCCCAAAAAGGACGACAGAUUUGCCUCUAUCGAGGACAAAUAUGUCCUCAAGGAACAGCUUGGCACGGGCGCUUUCUCGGAAGUGAGGCUAGCAGAAAGCAAAGACAGACCUGGCAUGAUGUACGCAGUUAAGAUCAUCGACAAGAAAGCCCUCAAGGGCAAGGAGGAUUCUCUUGAGAACGAGAUCAAAGUGCUGAGGAGGUUCAGUCGAUGCGUGAACUCAUACGGCGGCGACGGCACGCUCAAGUGCGACGAUAGUAAUGAGGAAAAGGAAUGGCUGACGCACCCGAACAUCGUGCAGCUACUCGAGACUUUCGAGGACAAGCACAAGGUCUACCUGGUCAUGGAGCUGGUGACAGGUGGCGAGCUGUUCGACCGCAUCGUCGCGAAGGGCUCGUAUACAGAGCGCGACGCCUCGAGUCUGAUACGCCAGGUGCUCGAGGCCGUGGACUACAUGCACGAGCAGGGCGUCGUGCACCGCGACCUCAAGCCGGAGAACUUGCUCUACUACAGCCCCGACGAGGACAGCAAGAUCAUGAUCAGCGACUUUGGCCUGUCCAAGAUGGAGGACUCGGGUAUCAUGGCCACUGCCUGCGGCACGCCUGGAUAUGUCGCUCCCGAGGUGCUGGCCCAGAAGCCCUACGGCAAAGCGGUGGACGUCUGGAGUAUAGGCGUCAUAUCCUACAUUUUGCUCUGCGGCUAUCCUCCGUUCUACGACGAGAACGAUGCCAAUCUGUUCGCUCAGAUACUCAAAGGUGAAUACGAAUUCGACUCUCCGUACUGGGACGACAUCAGCGACUCGGCCAAGGACUUCAUCAGCAGGCUCAUGUGCGUCGACGUCGAGAAGCGCUACACGUGUAAACAGGCGCUCGGACAUCCCUGGAUCAGCGGCAACGCGGCGAGCAACAAAAACAUCCACGGUACGGUAUCGGAACAACUUAAAAAGAACUUCGCCAAGUCGAGGUGGAAGCAAGCCUAUCAUGCGACCACGGUCAUACGCCAGAUGCAGAGACUGGCCUUGAACAGCAGUGCGACCAGCAGUGCGACCAGCAGCCCUCAACCUCAGCAUCAUCAGCACGUCAGCCAAGGUUUCAACAGCGGCCCUGCCUCAGGCGCAGCGAGCCCGAACCACCGGAAUUAUUGAGGCUCCAGCGCCUCGAGUUUCAACGCCACCACCAUCUCGUCGUGCUCGCCAGCAGCAAUACCACGCCGACUCACUCGCCGCCCUCGUCCAGCUCAUCCAACUCGCCCCAGCGCCCGCCAAGGCUCGUAGGCCAGAAGCUCUGGGCGA